This is a messenger RNA of Chara braunii, 719 nucleotides long. Lineage: Eukaryota; Viridiplantae; Streptophyta; Charophyceae; Charales; Characeae. The record is from the annotation of a GenBank genome assembly.
GCACUGUUCUCAUGCCCAGUAGUGGGAUGCAAAGCUGCGUUAGGAGUGCAAUGCCAUCGCUGAGGAGCAUUAUAGGCGCAGGGUGCGGGGUCUUUGGUCGGCGACAUGGUUUGUGGCAGUGUCAUCAGGCAGGGCAUGGGCAAUGGUUGCAUAUGGAAGGGGCGGCCGGCGCAGCGACGGUUGUCCGGGGAGGGAGCCGUUCGGGAGAACCAGUUUCGGCAAUCAGCCGUGGUGUGAACAUCCUGCAUCGACUGUUGUUUCAGCCCGCACGGGCAGGGACGGGAGUUGUGGUUACACGUAUGCCGGCAUUGUCUUCAUCAGCUUUUCCUCUUCCUCAUCGGAUUCCGCGUGGGAUACGGAUCUUCGUCGAAGGCCUGAUCGCCAUGAGGCUGGUCAUCGCACUAGGGUACGAUGUGGAGAACGACCUCAGCGAGGUCAUCGUCUUCGUCAAGAAGUUUUCCGAGGUCAUUCCCGACGACUGGCGCUCGCCCGCGAGGGAUGUCGUUGGCGAUAUGGUGAGGUACUUGAUCUCGGCCAUAGCCGAAGAGCACGACUCGGCCAUGCACGGUGACGCCUCCUACAUCGCCGAAUUAGAGCAUCCCCUUCACGGCAGAAGCUACUUAGAUGGAGCGGUGCAGUCAUGGUGUUUGGACGAUGACCUGAGAGCCGCUCGCAACAGGUGGUAGGUCUGCCCCUGCCUGGACAGCAAACCGACAAGG